Messenger RNA from Phlebotomus papatasi, 910 nucleotides. RefSeq names its product oligoribonuclease. Gene Ontology annotation, cellular component: mitochondrion. Gene Ontology annotation, molecular function: nucleic acid binding; 3'-5'-RNA exonuclease activity. The record is from RefSeq and is a predicted model, not a curated record. Bases 135 to 830 code for a protein of 231 amino acids. The transcript is spliced from 2 exons. Lineage: Eukaryota; Metazoa; Arthropoda; Insecta; Diptera; Psychodidae.
AGACACGGACAAGAGCUCCCAAUUCAAGCAUUUUUCGUAAAUUUUAGACAGUUUCAUUUUUUGACGUCCGAUAAAAGCCUAUUCGUGUAUGUGCAAUAGCCUGAUAUAAAUGUCAGCGGCUUAACCACACUUAAAUGCGCUAUUGUUCUGUGAUUUAUAUUAUGAUAUUUGUACUACGAAUUGCUACGAAAUUGCUGUAUAAUUUUAAUAACAAAGGCAACGCAAAAGGUUGCAUGAUAUUUAGGAGACAGUUUUGCAGUCCAAAAAUGACAUCAAACCUUAUUUGGAUAGAUAUGGAAAUGACCGGCCUGAACAUAGAAAAAGACAAAAUUCUUGAAUUUGCAUGCAUUAUUACUGAUAAGAAUUUGAAUAUUAUAGCAUCAACAAAAAAUUACAUAAUUCAUCAACCUGAGGAUGUACUUCGAUCAAUGAAUACAUGGUGUAUGAAGACGCAUGACCAAAGUGGUCUUAUAAAUGCUUGUCUCCAAUCCAAAUUAACUGAGAAGGAAGUUGAAGAUGAAGUAAAGAAAUUUUUAGAGCAACACACUGAGAAGAAUCAAUGUCCACUGGCUGGAAACAGUGUUUAUAUGGACAAAUUAUUUCUGAUAAAAUAUAUGCCAGAUUUAGCAGAUUUUUUACACUACCGUAUAGUAGAUGUUUCAACGGUGAAGGAGUUAUGUCGUAGAUGGAAUCCAUCAAUCUUCUGGAAAGCUCCUGCCAAAAAAUUAGUUCACAGAGCCCUGGAUGACAUUACAGAGAGCAUUGAAGAACUCAAAUACUAUAAGAAAUUCAUGUUUGUGCAUACCAACGAGAAAAAAGAGACGGAAUAGAUGCAUCAGCAAAUUUUCUCUUUAAUGUUCUCUACACAAAAAUAAAGAUUAAGAUAGUUUUUCAAAAACUCUUUCAAAAA